GCAUACUCGCCACUCUCUCUCUCUCUUUCCUACCCCACCACGGCAUUCACAUUCGCCAUCGUAAUAUCUUAUCAUCCCCAUCCCACCCAACCUUUCGGCUUUAGGCUUUAGCUACAACCAUCCUCUCCCCAACUCACCGCCGUUUGCCGCUUUCCGUUCAUCCUUACCUCGGUCGUUCCUGUAUGGAGGCAGUUCGUUAUCAAGACUGAGCGGAUUUGAGCUUUUUUCCAAAUUGAAUUAGGAGACGGGCAUGUGGGUAGCUCUUAAUUGGAACCAUGGAUCUAUUUCUGUAGUGUUUCUUGACUUCUGGGGCCGAACCGCGGCCGAUUAGCUUCAUUUAAGGUCUUUCUCCUUUUGGCUGAGAUUUGGGAAUUUUCGACUCUGAUCUGUUGUGACUGCGAAAAGAUUUCUUUCGACUUUUUUUAAUUUCGUUCUUUAUAGUGUUUUGGGGGGUUUUUAUCAAUAUUAGAGUGUUGGAAAUCUGGUAAUCCGAUAAAUGGAGGCCAGAAUUGGAGGUCAAGCUCAACUCUUUUAUGAUUUGGGUGCAGCGGAUUUGAGGGCGGUGGGGAAAAGGAGUCUGGAGUGGGAUCCCAGUGAUUGGAAAUGGGAUGGUCAUCUUUUCCUUGCCAGACCUCUCAAUCCCAACCCAUCAUCAAAUUACCAGAGCAGGCAGUUUUUCCCACUUGAAACUGGAAUCUCCACAGCCGUGGUGUCAUCCACCUCCAACAGUUCCUCCUCUUGCUCUGAUGAAGUAAAUAUUGGGUCUGAGAAAGAGACAAGAGAAUUGGAAAAGCGGCAGAGGGUUAUUGUGGUUGAGGAAGAUAACCUUGAAGGUGGGGAGACUGGUACUCUUACCUUGAAGCUUGGAGAAAGAGGGUUUCCUAGUAAUGAGAGGGAACUGCAAACCUUGGAUGGAAACAUUGGGAAAAAGAUCAAGUUGUCUGGACCAACUUCAAACCGUGCCGUUUGUCAAGUUGAGGAUUGUGGGGCAGAUCUCAGUAAGGCGAAAGAUUAUCACAGGAGGCAUAAGGUUUGCGAGAUGCAUUCCAAGGCAACCAAGGCACUUGUAGGCAACAUUAUGCAGCGUUUCUGCCAACAGUGCAGUAGGUUUCAUGCACUUCAAGAGUUUGAUGAUGGGAAACGAAGUUGCCGUAGACGUUUAGCUGGUCAUAAUAAAAGGAGAAGGAAAACACAACCAGAUACUAUUAGUAAUAGCAACACCAUGAAUGAUAGCCAGGCUAGUGGUUAUCUACUGAUGAGCCUACUGAAGAUACUCGCCAACAUGCACUCAAACAAAGGGAACUCUACAGAAGAUCAGGACUUGCUAUCUCACCUUCUAAAGAGCCUUGCUAGCCAAGGUGCCUUGUCUGGGGACAAAAGUAUAUCUGGGAUUCUACAUGAGUCUUCAAACUUGCUGAACAAUGGGCCUGCUUUUAGAGAUUCAGAUAUGAUAUCGGCCUUGAUCUCAAAUGGGUCUCAAGCCCCUUCAAGACCCAAAGAACAACCUUGUACUGCUUCUGCUUCCAAGAUGCCAACGAAAGGAUUGGAUGUGCAUGAUGUUGGAGUUGAAGAUAUGCGAGCUUCAUCUUCCCAAAGACCAGUUAAUAUGUUUUCUGUUGAAAGCAGUUCUUUGGUUACUGCACCAGGUCAGGAAAGUUCGGCUGGCAGGAACAAAUUGAUUACUUUUGAUUUGAAUGACAUGUAUGUUGAUUCGGAUGAUGGAAUGGAAGAUGUAGAGAGAUUGCCUGUCCCUGCAGAUGUGGUUACUGGUUCUCUUGAAUGCCCAUCAUGGGUGCAAAAGGAUUCUCAUCAGUCAAGUCCACCUCAAGCAAGUGGGCAUUCAGAUUCAGGUUCUGCCCAAUCACCAUCAAGUUCCAAUGGGGAUCCUCAGAGCCGUACAGAUCGUAUUGUUUUCAAACUCUUUGGGAAAGAUCCAAGUGAAUUUCCAUUCUUGUUACGUGCACAGAUUCUGGAUUGGUUAUCUCAUAGUCCUACUGACAUUGAGAGCUAUAUUCGGCCCGGUUGUGUCAUAUUAACUAUAUAUCUUCGUCUACCUGAAUCUGCUUGGGAGGAGCUUUGCUGCAGUUUGAAUUCCAGUUUGAGUAGACUUCUGGAUGCCCCUGAUAAUGACAGUUUCUGGAGAAAUGGAUGGAUUUACGUUAGGGUGCAGAACCAAAUAGCAUUAUUGUGCAGUGGUAAGGUUCUUGUGGAAACGUCCUUGCCUUUCAACAGUUAUGAGUACAGUACGAUUGUAAGUGUGAAGCCCAUUGCCGUACCUGUGUCAGAGAGAUCUCAAUUUACAGUUAAAGGCUUUAACUUAUCUACGCCCUUGGCAAGGCUACACUGUGCAUUAGAAGGGAACUAUCUUGUUCCAGAAGCCAGUAUAGAGGAAUCAGAACAUAGUACUGAGCUUGAGGAGCAUCAUGAAAUCCAAUCUGUAAAUUUUACAUGUUCUUUUCCUGAAGCAGCUGGUAGAGGCUUCAUAGAGGUCGAAGAUCAUGAUGGUCUUAGUAGCAGUUUCUUUCCUUUUAUAGUUGCUGAAAAGGAUGUUUGCUCCGAAAUUCGAACACUUGAGAAUGAGAUAGAGUUGAGUCAGAAAGAUUACAUCAAUGGACAGAUUGAUAAAAUGGAAACAAGAAAUCAAGCAAUGGAUUUCCUACAUGAAAUGGGUUGGCUUCUUCAGAGAAACAAUUUGAAAUCUAGAAUGUCGAAAUUGGAUGCUAGUGCAAGUUGUUGCUUUCCUUUAAAACGGUUUGCAGGGCUUAUGGAGUUUUCUAUAGACCAUAAUUGGUGUGCUGUUGUGAAGAAAUUGUUGGACAUUUUUUUUAAUGGGAGUGUGGGCACUGGAGAGCAGUCCUCUUCUUUGAAACUUUUAUUCUCUGAGAUGGGUCUCCUUCACAAAGCUGUUAGGAGAAAUUCAAGGCCUUUGGUGGAGCUACUGUUGAGAUAUAGUCCAGAUAGAGUAGCUGAUGAGCUGAGGUUGGAAUAUGAGGAGGCUCUGGGUGGAUGCGAUGGUGGAUUUUUGUUUAGACCUAAUAUACUAGGUCCUUCAGGUUUGACACCUCUGCAUGUUGCAGCCGGUAUAGAUGGAUCCGAAGACGUGAUUGAUGCAUUGACUGAUGAUCCUGGAAAGGUGGCAAUUGAAGCAUGGAAGAAUGCUCGAGAUAGCACAGGGUUUACUCCAGAAGACUAUGCUCGUCUGCGAGGGCAUUACUCUUACAUCCACCUGGUCCAGCGGAAACUAAACAGGAAAGUUUCAACAGAGCACGUGGUGGUUGAUAUUCUUAGCGCUGUUGGGGAUGGAACAUACAAGUUGAAGCAAAACGAUGGUGGUAGCAUGAGCUUCGAGGUUUCAAGAUCCAGAUCCCGAGAGGUGGGUUGCAGGGUGUGCGAUCAGAAGAUGGGUUAUGUAAUGAGGGGGCGAUCGCUACUUUACAAGCCGGCUAUGCUGUCAAUGGUGGCAAUAGCUGCUGUUUGUGUUUGUGUUGCUCUUCUAUUCAAGAGCUCACCGGAAGUGCUUUACGUGUUCCAACCGUUUAGGUGGGAAAUGUUGGACUACGGUUCUAGCUAAGCUAAGCUAAUUAAGGUUGCCGGCCGGGGCUAAUGUAGUACGCUUCGUCGGUCCUUAAUUUGUAUCUAUCUGUAAUUCUGUAUGCAUGCGUGAAUAAAACACUGUAUACAUAUAUUUAUGUUGUACUAUAUAUAUACGACGCCAUUUUUGGGGACUCCAAGUAAUUAAGCAUAUUUUCUUCUCUUA
Molecule: messenger RNA, 3757 nt
Organism: Ipomoea triloba (trilobed morning glory)
Lineage: Eukaryota; Viridiplantae; Streptophyta; Magnoliopsida; Solanales; Convolvulaceae
Product: squamosa promoter-binding-like protein 12
Exons: 11
Coding region: 497-3571 (1024 amino acids)
Cellular component (GO): nucleus
Molecular function (GO): DNA binding
Source: RefSeq, a predicted model, not a curated record